Molecule: messenger RNA, 1586 nt
Organism: Gigantopelta aegis
Lineage: Eukaryota; Metazoa; Mollusca; Gastropoda; Neomphalida; Peltospiridae
Product: MICOS complex subunit Mic10-like
Exons: 4
Coding region: 8-280 (90 amino acids)
Cellular component (GO): MICOS complex; mitochondrion; mitochondrial inner membrane
Source: RefSeq, a predicted model, not a curated record
AAAAGCAAUGGCUUCCCCAGCAAGGACGGCAAGGUCAGAAGAUAUUUUUGGACAGAAAUGGGACCGGUGUCUGUCAGACACAGCCAUAAAAAUAGCUGGUGGCCUUGGACUUGGUAUUGUGUUUUCGGUGGUCUUCUUUAGAAGAAGGCCAUGGCCUGUAAGUUUUGGCAUGGGCGUUGGCCUGGGGAUGGCCUAUUCUAACUGUCAGAAUGACUUCCAGAACCCAUAUCACGUUAACUGUAUUCGAGUUCAGACCACGGAAAAAACAGCAAGCCCUUAAGAAGAAAACUGACUGUUUAGCUUACUGUGUAUAUAAUAUAUGUUUGACUGUAUGAGAGCAUGGUAUACAGAAACUAAUGUCGACCUUGUUUGUUAGGAGUAUGGACUGUAAUUGUGAUUGUAUAGCUGUCCGGAACUUUACAGAUAUUACUUCUGUAAAAUAUCUUAAAGGUAUUUGUUCCACCUACGGUGAUGUAUGGUAGUUAUGGCUAAAAUGUAAUUCAGUUUCUGACUUGAAAUAGUUGGGGGUUUUUUGGUUGUGGUUUUAUUUAUCUUUUUGGUAGAUCAAAGGCCAUGGUAUGUGCUAUCCUGUCUGUGGGAUGGUGCAUAUAAAAGAUUCCUUGCUACUAAUGGAGGCAUGUAGCAGGUUUCCUCUCUGACUGUCAAAAUUACAAAAUGUUUGACACCCAAUAGCCAGUGACUAAUAAAUCAAUGUGUUAAACAAAACUAACUUAAUGUUUCCUCAGCACAUUUUGUUUCUCUAAUUUUAUUAGCUAUCAAGAAAAUGCUUGCGUUUUUGUUUUCAACGAAGGGCUUGUGAAUUGCUGAGCAUUUUUAUGAUCCUGCAGGGCAUUUUUUCUAAAAAAAAGAUACAGUAUAUAGAUUCUAAGAAAUCCAAGUUAUGCUACAUGCAAAUUAUUUUUUUUUAAAGACAAAACUCUUGUUAUUCUCUAAACAUCAGUAUAUAUAUAUAUAUAUAUAUAUAUAUAUAUAUAUAUAUAUAUACAUACUUACAGAAAUGAUUAUGACUAUGGGUCGAAUUUACUCAGCCAUUCUUUUGAAGGUUCUAAAGCAUUGUAAAUCAUAAUGUAUAUAGUUGCCUGUAUCUAAAACAAAAACAGCCCUAUAUGUUUCAACCAGAAGUAUCGUAGAUUCCUGUAGGUGGAACGUAGUCCUCAAAUGCAUAACUUAGAAUCUUAUUUUGAUGGACAUUUUUAAAACAAUGUGUGUUCAACUGAGUUGCAUUUAUAACUAAUCAAUCUUUAUAUGUUCAAAUACACGCAGACAGAACAGACACACAGACAGACUGAGAGGUAUAUUACACAGACUUUGAAAAUGUGGUGAACCAUACUGUUCAAAUGACCAGUGCAAUUGAUAAUAGCUUUUUGGAAGUUAUGGAUACAUGUAUUAUAAAACAAAAUUAGUUUUGAGAAUAAAAUAGGCAAAUCAGUAUACAAGUAUAUGCAAAGUAACAAAUUACUUGGGUCGUAGAAGUUAACUUUCAGGGUUUGCACUUUUUUUAUUACAGUUACUGAGUAGCAUUAAAGUAUGAAAGUUAUGAAUUAAUAAAAUAUUUGUGUUUAAAA